GACCGCGACGUCACCAAGGACUGUUCGUCGCAAGCCGAAAGUAUCUCCUAGCUUCUUCAACCUUUUCUUACUUAAGCUCAUUUGAACCCUCCUACAUGUAUGUCGAAUCCAUUUUGUUUCGCGACUAGAAAUACAUACAAUUUUUUAAUUAAAUACCAUACGAAAACUCGUCAUUACAGUAUAACAUUCAUUCACAAUGUGGUGGGGCAAAGGACCAGACAAGUCCGAAGCUUCAAAAGAUAAGACAGAAACCCCGCCAAAUACCGCGACGAAGGUCGACCCGCGCAGCGAUGCCACCCAAUUUGACCCCAACAAGCUCCCAGAGCACCGCGACUUACCGAAGAGUUUGCAGAAGAUAGUCGAUAAGUCGGACAAAGAUGAUAACUUUUUUGACGAGCUCGUGGAGGGAUAUGCACCCGACUCCACCGAAUCCAACGUUCGAUAUGCCGCCUACGCGAACAGAUUACGAACGAUUAUGCUCUCGGCCCACCGUUACGUGGCGUAUACCUCAGACAUAGGAGAAUCUUUCAGACCAGUCGCGCAUCCGUGGUUAGUCCGAAGCGCGUACGGUGUAUCGUGGGCAUACAUUCUAGGCGAUGUUUCAUAUGAAGGCUACAAGGCGUAUUGGCAAAACCAACGAACGCUGAACCCGCAGCUGGUCCUAUCAGAUAAACAACAAAAAGCGACCGGAUUAACGACUCCAGAACCCGCAAAUGUUAAGCCUGGCGUCAUUUCUCCUUUGGAAGAUUACAGGACUGUGAUGGUUCAGCGAGGUAUCUUCCAAAGUAUAGCCUCCAUGGGGCUUCCCGCAUUCACAAUCCACAGUGUGGUCAGAUACUCAGGUAGGGCGAUGAAGGAUAUGAAGAGUAAGACCCUUAGAGUGUGGGGUCCAAUAGGGCUUGGUCUUGCCGUCGUACCGUUCUUGCCAACCUUAUUCGAUAAGCCGGUCGAGAAUGCGGUCGAAAUCUUGUUCCAUAAGGGAUUCGAAUUAUAUGGCGGGAAAGAAUACAUUGGCGAUUCGCCUUCAACGGGUCGAGAAGCAGCCUUACGACAGAAACCAAAGCCACAAAAUAAGGAAAAGGAAUUAUGAGACUAUUGAUGUAGAGAUUAAGGGACUAGUUGAUAUACUAUGGCGCAAAGGGGGGAGUUAUCCCCACUCCUCGAUUAUGAUUGACGUUAUGACGAAGGUCGACAAGGGACGGGCGAGGGAGAAAUAUUGUGUGUCGCGAGACUUGUACAUUUCACUUGAAAACUAUAUUUAUACCUAAGCCAUGCAUAUAAAUCAAACA
Hypoxylon trugodes is the source of this 1289-nucleotide messenger RNA. RefSeq names its product mitochondrial 18 KDa protein-domain-containing protein. NCBI's taxonomy places the organism in Eukaryota, Fungi, Ascomycota, Sordariomycetes, Xylariales, Hypoxylaceae. Gene Ontology annotation, biological process: mitochondrial fission. Gene Ontology annotation, cellular component: mitochondrion. The coding region runs from base 197 to 1090 and encodes 297 amino acids. The transcript is spliced from 2 exons. The record is from RefSeq and is a predicted model, not a curated record.